Messenger RNA from Miniopterus natalensis, 1927 nucleotides. RefSeq names its product cytochrome P450 family 2 subfamily W member 1 (gene CYP2W1). Lineage: Eukaryota; Metazoa; Chordata; Mammalia; Chiroptera; Miniopteridae. The record is from RefSeq and is a predicted model, not a curated record. Gene Ontology annotation, biological process: xenobiotic metabolic process. Gene Ontology annotation, molecular function: heme binding; oxidoreductase activity, acting on paired donors, with incorporation or reduction of molecular oxygen, reduced flavin or flavoprotein as one donor, and incorporation of one atom of oxygen; iron ion binding. Gene Ontology annotation, cellular component: intracellular membrane-bounded organelle; cytoplasm.
UGCUGGCCCCCUGGCCCACGUCCUCUGCCCCUCAUCGGGAACCUGCAUUUGCUGCGGGUGUCCCAGCAGGAGCGCUCACUGAUGGAGCUCUCAGAACAGUAUGGGCCCGUGUUCACUGUCCACUUUGGACGCCAGAAGACAGUGGUGCUGACUGGCUACGAGGCGGUGAGGGAGGCCCUGGUGGGCACGGGGCAGGAGCUGGCCGACCGGCCCCCCAUUGCCAUCUUCCAGCUCAUCCAGGGAGGCAGGGGCAUCUUCUUCUCCUCCGGGCCUCAAUGGAAGGCCGCCCGCCAGUUCACCGUGCGCACCCUCCAUGGCCUGGGUGUGGGGAGGGGGCCCAUGGCCAACAAGAUCCUGCAGGAGCUGAGGUGCCUCCUGGGGCAGCUGGACCAGUUCGGAGGACGGCCCUUCCCCCUGGCCCUGCUCGGCUGGGCUCCCUCCAACAUCACCUUCACGCUCCUCUUCGGCCAGCGGUUUGACUACCAGGACCCUGUGUUUGUGUCCCUGCUGGGCCUCAUUGAUGAAGUCAUGGUCCUCUUGGGGACUCCGGGCCUGCAGCUGUUCAACAUCUACCCCCGGCUCGGGGCCCUCCUCCAGCUGCACCGGCCUGUCCUGAGAAAGAUCGAGGAGGUGCGGGCCAUCCUGAGGACCCUCCUGGAGGCGCGGCUGCCCCCCAGGCCCAGGGGAGGCCCCGUGCACAGCUACAUGGAUGCCCUGAUCCAGCAAGGCCAGGGGAGGGACCCCGAUGGCUUGUUUGCCGAGGCCAACGUGGUGGCCUGUGUCCUGGACAUGGUCAUGGCUGGCACGGAGACCACCUCGGCCACGCUGCAGUGGGCGGCCCUCCUGAUGGGCCGCCACCCAAGUGUGCAGGCCCGGGUGCAGGAGGAGCUGGACCGUGUGCUGGGGCCCGGGCGGCCACCCCGGCCGGAGGACCAGCGGUCGCUGCCCUACACAAAUGCUGUGCUGCACGAGGUGCAGAGGUUCAUCACCCUCCUGCCCCAUGUGCCCCGGUGCACGGCUACCGACACCCGGCUGGGCGGCUACCUGCUCCCCAAGGGCACACCCGUGGUCCCUCUGCUGAGCUCCGUGCUCCUGGACAAAACGCAGUGGGAGACACCAGACCAGUUCAACCCGGGACACUUCCUGGACGCCGACGGGCACUUUGUGAAGCGGGAGGCUUUCCUGCCCUUCUCUGCGGGCCGCCGCGUCUGCGUGGGCGAGAGCCUGGCCAGGACAGAGCUGUUCCUGCUGUUUGCUGGUCUCCUGCAGAGCUUCCGCCUGCUGCCCCCGCCUGGCCUUGGCCCCGCCAGCCUGGACACUGUUCCCGCCCCGGCCUUCACCAUGAGGCCACCAGCCCAAGCCCUGUGUGCAGUGCCCAGGCCCCAGGGGCACUGACCGAGGCAGGUGUGGCCUGUGCUUUGGACAAACUCCCAGGGCCCAGGGAGGGUAUGGGUCACUGCCCCUGGCUCGCAGCCUGUGGACAGAUGGUCCCUCACCGAGCCCCUGGCCUCACCACAGCCCUGUUUGAGAGAGACUGCGGGCCCAGGCAGCUCUGUCCUUAGGGCUGGAGACGAGCCCCCAGGAGACCCAUGGAGGCAGGCCAUCUUCCAGGCCCUGGCACCCCAGUAUCGACCACUUCCCUCAUCUCUCCCCAGGGCAGCCAGGGCCCCUGGUCUCUUUUCAUCUGUCCCUCCUGCCCCAGGCUCCUGGGUUUCAGCCGUUGCCUCUGUCAGCACCAGGACCUUACCAGCCCUUUCCUGCCCUGCUUCCCCCAUGGCCCAUUGGUACAACCUUUCCUCAAAGUCUGCCUGACCCACUGCCCUGGGCCCCACUGAGCCCGACUCUGUGACCUUUCACCCCAUUUCCCCUAUGAAGAAACGGGUGCAGCUAGGCCCCCCCACUGGGCAGUAUCGACGCCCCGUCCUCA